AUGGAAGACAACGAUCCCUUCAUGUUUGGCCCCGACGCCUCAACAGACAUGGAAACUCUGCACGCAAUCUACUACGCCAACAACGACGACAACAACAACAACAACAAUGGCGCAUACAAUCCAAACAAUCUCCACGACAUCUCCACGACAUCGUGCUACCUCGACGCGCUGACCUCGACUUCCGACGACGCGGCCACGGACUGGUCAAAUCUGCAGUUGUCGUUGAACGGCAUCUCGUCGCCGACGAGUAGUCAGAGUAGCGUCACGCAUGAGGGAUCGAUGUUCCAGGAAGCAUUUUUGUCGUCGCAUCACAAUCCACACGUUAGUAAUCUGACGUUGGCUAUCCAAGGGAUGAAUAAUAAUGCGGGAAUAUUUGAUGCAAUCCCCGCGUCGACGUCGGGGUCCGAUGAGCUCGCCAUGAACAAUAAUCUGCCAUACAUGGACGACAAACCAUCUCGAAUGACCAAACAGAGCCUCCGCGCGCUCAAGGACUGGAAAGCUCAACACGGCGACGCAACGAAGCCGACAAUGCAGCAAAUCCACCGACUGCAACGACGCACAAAUCUGUCUUCGGAGCAGAUAUUGAAUUGGACUUUUCUGCAAAUGCGACAGGAGCAGCGACGAUGGAACGACCAUCGACACCCGCAGUGA
Talaromyces marneffei is the source of this 651-nucleotide messenger RNA. RefSeq lists its product as uncharacterized. The record is from RefSeq and is a predicted model, not a curated record. Bases 1 to 651 code for a protein of 216 amino acids. Lineage: Eukaryota; Fungi; Ascomycota; Eurotiomycetes; Eurotiales; Trichocomaceae. Gene Ontology annotation, molecular function: DNA binding. The transcript has 2 exons.